GCUCCUUCCCCUUAGUUCACAGCUGCCCCAGGCUGGGAGGUGGUGGCACCUCUGUCCUCAGACGGAGCCUGUGAGCGAGACCCGAGGUGAGAGGAAUACUGAGCCAUGCGGAGCCGUGGAGUCCUGCUGCUGCUGCUGGCCACGGGCCUGGCAGUGAGCGCCAGCCCCGUGCCCAUGCCCCCCGACGACAUCCAAGUUCAGGAGAACUUCGACAUCUCCCGGAUGUACGGGAAAUGGUUCAAGGUGGCCAUCGGCUCCACCUGCCCAUGGCUGAAGAAGAUCAAGGACAGGCUGGCCGUGAGCACACUGGUCCUGGAAGAGGGCGCGACGCAGGCAGAGAUCAGCUCGACCAGCACUCACUGGCGGAAAGGGGUCUGUGUAGAGAAAUCCGGGGCUUAUGAGAAAACAAGCAUUGAUGGGAAGUUCCGCUAUCACAGAUCCAAAUGGAAUGCAACCAUGGAGUCCUAUGUGGUGCAUACCAACUAUGAUGAAUACGCCAUUUUUCUGAUCAAGAAAUUCAGCCAUCAUGGACCCUCCACUACCGCCGAGCUCUAUGGGCGGCAGCCGGAGCUGCGGGAGAGCCUCCUGGAGGAGUUCAGGGGCUUUGCACUGGGCGUGGGCAUCCCCAAGGACUCCAUCUUCAUCAUGGCCAACAGAGGUGAGUGUGUCCCCGGAGAACAGAAGCCAGAGCCCACCCAACCCACGAGAGCUCGGCGGGCUGUGCUACCCCAGGAAGACGAGGGAUCAGGGGCUGGACAACUAGGAGCUGAUUUCACCAAGAAAGAAGAUUCCUGCCAGCUGGGGCACGCGGAAGGUCCCUGCCUGGGGAUGAUCAACAGGUAUUUCUACAAUGGCUCAUCCAUGGCUUGUGAGACCUUCCAGUAUGGCGGCUGCCUGGGCAAUGGCAACAAUUUCUUCUCAGAGAAGGAGUGUCUGCAGACCUGCCGAACUGUGGCGGCCUGCAGCCUCCCCAUAGUCCAGGGACCCUGCCGAGGCAACUUCCAGCUCUGGGCAUUUGAUGCUGUCCAGGGAAAGUGCAUCCAGUUCAUCUAUGGGGGCUGCCAUGGCAACGGCAACAAGUUCUACUCAGAGAAGGAGUGCAAGGAGUACUGCGGCAUUCCCGGAGACGUGCAAAAAAUGGCACCCCAAAUAAAUCAGAGGCUGCAAACAGUCAGGGUUCUGUGGAAUGCACUUUGGAGACCGCAAACCAUGCAGCAAGCAGAAGUUUCUGGUCCCGGGCCCAGAUCUCUGCUGGGCCCCACUGCCCGACCUCCUCCCUGAGGCAUCCCUGUCUCCAAAUCCCCAAGCCAUGGAACCUCAGGGUGAGCCC
Molecule: messenger RNA, 1330 nt
Organism: Choloepus didactylus (southern two-toed sloth)
Lineage: Eukaryota; Metazoa; Chordata; Mammalia; Pilosa; Megalonychidae
Gene: AMBP
Product: alpha-1-microglobulin/bikunin precursor
Exons: 10
Coding region: 106-1281 (391 amino acids)
Cellular component (GO): cell surface; plasma membrane
Molecular function (GO): serine-type endopeptidase inhibitor activity
Source: RefSeq, a predicted model, not a curated record